This is a messenger RNA of Sphaerodactylus townsendi, 2375 nucleotides long. RefSeq names its product HPS4 biogenesis of lysosomal organelles complex 3 subunit 2 (gene HPS4). Gene Ontology annotation, biological process: vesicle-mediated transport. The transcript has 13 exons. The record is from RefSeq and is a predicted model, not a curated record. Lineage: Eukaryota; Metazoa; Chordata; Lepidosauria; Squamata; Sphaerodactylidae. The coding region runs from base 346 to 1749 and encodes 467 amino acids.
GUGUCACGUGUUGAUGCCGUCGCGUGCUUCUCAGGGCGGGAACCCGGAAGCGCCGGCCUCACCGACUGCUUCGCGGGUGGGCGGGGAGCCUCUGAGCGUGGGCAGAGCGCCCCGGCCCCGCCCAGACGUGGGCACGUGCAGAACCCCUCCCCCGCAGCCCCGCGAGGCAGGCCAGCAGUAGGCCGGGCGACCCUGCCCUUCACCCAGGAAGCCCCGCCGCCCACCCUGCAGAGCAGACCAGAGCGGCGGAGGAGGAGCCACGACCCCCGCAGGCAGCGGGCAGAGGCUGGGCCGGGGGCGCCUUGGCCGGGGCCGCCAUGCAGCGCUGAAGGGCAGGCGGGCCAGAUGGCCACCUCCGCCCCGCCGGACCCGGCAGCUGCCGCUGGGUGGGACUGCUUUUUCCUUUAUGACGGCUCCAAGGUGAAGGAGGAAGGGGACCCCACGCAAGCUGGGAUUUGCCAUUUCAGCCCCUCUCAGACGCCUCUGAGCCGGCAGGAGCUGCUGUGCAGCCAGGUGGCUGGCGUGGUCCGCUGGACAACGGAGGUCUCGGGUUCUCCGCCGCAGAUCAUUCGGCUGAGGAAACUCAAGUUUGCUGUGCAAGUGGACGGCAGCUACCUUUGGGUGCUGGGCUGCCCGACUGACCUGCCCGACUCCAGCUGCCAACGCUUCUUGGAUCUCCUGAUCGGCCUCUUCUGCUUUCACAACGGACCCCUUCCUCAAGCUUAUGAGGAGCGGCCGUGGGAAGAGCUGGGCCGGGAGUGGGAGAGGUACUUGAGGCAUCUGCAGCAGGACUCCAGCGGCCUGCACCGCAUCUUCAGCUCCCUCUGGGCCCUGGACAGAACCAAGGUGGAUCCGCUGCUGCUGCUGAAAGCGGCCCUCAUCUUGCAGACGUGCCAGCGGGCUCUCUACGUGCUGGCCGGAUGCAUCACCUACAAGGGGCGGGUUGUCAGCACCCAGCUGCCCCCCAGCCUCACUGCCAAAGUUCUGCUGCAAGAGGCAGAGACAGACCCCCAGGAGCUGCCCGCAGGCGGAGGUCAGGCGCAGGAUCAGAAAAGCCCUCGGCUGCCCCUCGACGCUUCCUGCUUACCUCAGGGUGUCCAGAUCACCCCGGUUUAUCUCUUGGAAAGUGAAGCAGCCACAUUGCGGGACUUCCCUGUGGAGUGGACGGCUGGGAGUCCGGGGGGCUCAGCUGCAGCAUCGGCACCCAUCGGCAGCGGGCCUGGCGGGGCGGCUCUGGUGAAGAUGGCCUUGUAUGUCCACCAGGUGCACGGCCUGGCGCUGGCCCUCCUGGCGGAAGAGCCGUUUGCAGAGAGCAGGAGCUCCGUGGAGGACGUGUAUCACAGCAGCCUGGCCUCGCUGAACGGCUUGGAGGUCCACCUCAAGGAGACCCUCCUGAAGGACGGCCCCUCCUCAGCCAAGAACUCCUACGGCUUUGCACACUAUGACUCGAUCCAGAACGUUCUCACCACUAACUUCCUGCCAACCACCAGUCCCCAGGACGAGCACCUCCUGAGAGCCAUGGGCUUGAUCCACGCUGACUUUGACCAGCUGCCAACGGCAUCGGAAAUAACAGUCCGAAACGCCUCCACGGCUGUGUACGCCUGCCGGAACGCUGUGCAAGAAACGUACUUCCAGCAACUGGGCUCCCCUCUCCGCCAUUCAGGGGCGCCCAAUCCCCGCGACAGCGCCUUCGCCCUGCCCUCCAAGGCCAAGCAGAAGCUGCUGAAGCACGGGGUGAACUUGCUGUGAGGCCGACAGUCUGCGGCAGGAAGCAAACCUCGGGGACUCUCCGGCACAGCGGAAAGCCCUUCCUGUUCUGGAGCAGCUUGGGGGGCGGGGAACCCCUCUGACGGGCAGGAUUUGGCAGCUGCUGGCAGGAGGGGCGAAGCCUCUGGUAGGAGCUGUGCUGCCCCUUUCCCAGCUGACUGCCUCUGGGAGGGGGGCAGGGAGAGGACCACGAGACACCUGCUAGAACAUUCCAGGCUCCUGUCUAAAAACUCUUUGAAUCUGCAGAGGGUGAGCGGGUGGGGAGAGCUUCUGAAGGCACAACAGUGACAUGCAGAAGGGGGGCAGGGUGGGACGGAUGGUGGCCCCCUGGUCUGCACUGGGUGGACGAGGGUUAUUCUCUGCUCCCAGAGUUUAACUGCUUGGCAGUUCUGUCGCUGGUGGGGGUGGGGGGGGGGGCUGUGGUGGGUCAUUUAACUUUUUCAUGCACAGAUCCCAAAUGUUUGACAUGGAACACCCUGACCUCCCUCUCUCUCUGUGGGGAGAGAAUUGAGAAUGGGAAGAGGGGAAAGGAACAGUUGCUUCGGGGUGCAUCUCCUGCAUUGUGUGAGGGUAGCACUGACCUAAUAAAGUGUCUCCCUCCAGCCUGA